Scomber scombrus (Atlantic mackerel) is the source of this 2461-nucleotide messenger RNA. Its product is annotated as SH2 domain-containing adapter protein F-like. Bases 171 to 1424 code for a protein of 417 amino acids. The record is from RefSeq and is a predicted model, not a curated record. Gene Ontology annotation, molecular function: phosphotyrosine residue binding. The transcript is spliced from 8 exons. Lineage: Eukaryota; Metazoa; Chordata; Actinopteri; Scombriformes; Scombridae.
UGCUCCGGCUAACAUUAGCUGCUUGUCUGUCUAUGAAGCAGCCGGGGUGGAUUUCACUGACAAUAAUGAUUUCUUUUUAGAUCCGACAACGUUAUAACGAAACGCUUGGAUGGUAACCAGAAAGAUAUCAAAGUGUAACGGGGAACCGUCAAUGCAAAGAAAGAGGAUCCAUGGCAAAGUGGCUGAAGGACUACCUAAACUUUGGCAACAGGCGUGACCCUCCACAGCCCCCGAGGCCAGAUUACAGCGAGAGUGAAAUCUUGAGGGCCUACAGAGCUCAGAAAGACCUGGAUUUCGAGGACCCGUACCAGAGCUCUGAUAAGGAGCUCCAGAAUGGUGGUUUCAGCUCCUGUAGUGCAACAGUGAGCCUCCCCUCAUUCCCUGCAUUUGGUUCAGGGCUGCCUAAUGGUGUGGAGGUAAAAGUGGUUUCCCCCAAACACAGACUAAUUAAAGUGGAUUCUCAGGAGUUUGGUCGCUGUAAAGUCCCCUUGAGUCCUGUGACUAUCCAAGAGGAACCUGUGGUUCCGUCUGCCCCAGCAGCGUCAGACGCCGAUACAGAUUACUCUGACCCAUUUGAUGCCCGUCCAGACCCAAGGCCCCGACCAAACUGGGAGCCCAAAUCUGCACCAACAGACUGUUGCAGCUACAUGGAGCCAUUUGAGGCUCAGCGGAUAAUUUCAGAAAUGCAGCACAGAGUGAUUGCAAACAGGUCUGGGAGUGGAGAUGGUCCCCAAUUAUAUGAUAACCCGUACGAAGAGAGGACUCGUCACCACCACCAUCGAGCUGCUCCAACGGCACAACAGCAACCCCAGAGGGUGGAGGGUGGACUUCUCCUGUUGGACAGCAGGGAGAGCAGACUGCCUCAGGAUGAUGAAAGGCCAGCUGAUGAAUAUGACCAGCCCUGGGAGUGGAAGAAAGACAACAUCUCUAAAGCUCUAGCAGUUCAGUUUGAAGGGGCAGAAAGGGAGCGUUCACGAGCUCAGACAGAACAAACUAGGCUCGCCAAGACGGGCACCACAUCUACCACAGCAGACUCGACCACACUCCGCCUCGUUGGUGACACACCUCCUCUGCUGGGGGAGCGAGUGGAUCCAUUUCUGCCACUAGAGAGCCAAGUAUGGUACCAUGGAUCCCUGAGCCGUUCGGAGGCAGAGAGUCUACUGACUCUGUGCAAGGAGAGCUCCUAUCUGGUGAGGAACAGCCAGUCCUGCCGGAACGACUACUCUCUGUCACUCAGGAGUUGCAAGGGCUUCAUGCAUAUGAAGUUCACUCAGUUUGCAGACGGGCGCUACGUGCUCGGAGAGAACAGCCCUCCCUUCUCCACCAUCCCUGAGGUCAUCCACUACUACACCACGCACAAGCUGCCAAUCAGAGGAGCUGAGCACAUGUCCCUACUGUAUCCCGUCAUAGUGCAAACCCUUUGACACUGACACACACACACAAACACACACAAACACACACACACACACACACACACACACACACACACACACAUACACACAUACACUCUUUCUUCUGGUGCUACUGAAUACAAUAUAUACUCAACAUUUACCCCUUUACAUGCCUUUCCACUGCCAUUCUACCUUCACCGCUCACAUGAGAUCGGACUGUUUGGUGCCAUCUUUUCCUUUUUCCUGUUUACCAUAACCCCAGUUACUACACUGGCAGCUAAAUAAGACAGUUCAGUGCCUCAUGAACCAAUGCCUGUGAACUGCUUUUUGCCGCUGACAUCCCUGUUUUUUAAUAUCAUACUUUGAGGUCGAAGAUAAAAACAGAAACUUAAGUCUUGAGGUGUCUUGAGAGAGUAUUGCAUGGAGAUAGGCUCUUGUACUGCUGUGCAGAGAUGGACUGUGCUAUCAGCUCAUUGAAAGGAAAAUACAGGUGUUUUUCUUUUAAGCUUGUGCCAAUCAUCUAGAUUGACUAUUUCAGCCAAGGCAACUUUUUUUUUUUGUCCAUGUGAAUUUUAUGUUUUAAAAUGACAAAAAAACAUCAAACAAACAAAACAAUGGAGGUGGAGAGUUAAAAUAGAUGUAGACAAUAGAAGACGCAGUAGAAAAUGUGCUGUAACCAACAAACAACACUGUUAUUAUUCCUUCAAGUGUUAGUUACCAAUACCAAUCACACACUACAUUUAUUUUAAACCACAGCUGUAUAGCAGCCCUGGGUUUCUCUGUGUUUGAGAGGCCUGUGAAUGUUUUAUGAUGCUGUAGUUGCGCGCCCUGCAGUGCUGUGCUAGAUUCAUUAGGUUAUGUGUGAACACAGCGACAAGACGGAUAUGACUUGUUAAAUUCACACGAUAACAGACUCCGGCAAUACUAGUUUGUAGAAUAAAGACUACAGUAUUAUAUUGAAAGCUUGUGGCUUUGUGAUCAUGACUAUUAAAAAAAAAAAAGCUUUGGUAGAUUUACUGUGCUGUUUUAUAAGAUUUAAAAUGUGUUAAAAAAUAAAGGUGUUGUCUGUU